AUGGCGCUUCGACGAUCUCACCGGAAAUCUCGACAUGGGUGCAUUGAAUGCAAGCGACGACGAGUAAAGUGCGACGAGGCCCGGCCUAUGUGCUCCAAUUGCCAAAAGCGCCAUGCAGAAUGCGAGUAUGACUCAUCUAGCCCGCUGCUCUGGGCAAAUAAAGAGCCCUCGGCUCGCCAGUCGUCGCGUGCCUCGGGUUUCGAUAGUGGCCUCCACGGUGAUCCCUCACCAGGAAGUCCAGGGGCCGAUUCAUUGGGGUUAUUGGGUCGGCUCAGCAGCGACAGCUCGACGCCUGCUGCUCCCGCAGGUUUAAAUCUUCAUGACCUGGAGCUGAUGACGAAAUGGUGCAAUGCGACGUUCCGCACGCUCUCCAGCAACGAUCGCACCGAUACAGUAUGGCGAAACGCCGUCCCCGAAGAAGGCCUUUCGCACCCAUUCCUCAUGCAUGGCAUUCUGGCUCUAUCUUCUCUCCACUUGGCUCGGACAACGCCCGAAACUUCGCGGCGGGCUACGUAUCUGAAUCGGGCAGUGGUGCACCAGAACCAAGCCCUAGCAUUGUUCCGCGAGCUUCUGGGCGAUGUUAAUGAAGGAAAUGCGAAGGCUAUGUUUGCCUUUGCCAGCAUCGUCGUCGUCUACACGUUCGGGUUCCCCCACUCUCCCGAUGUGCAAGACCCAUGGACCUGUGUGGACGACCUAUACCGGGUUCUAAUCCUCACAAGAGGCAUUCAGCAGGUUAUUUGCUCGUCAACUGGCUUUCUUGGAGGUGGGAGAUUUGCACCAAUUCUCCAAGUUGACAGUACUCCCGUGCCGUUACCAGACGACGCGACCACGGCCAUCAGACAUCUCUACGAAGCCAACGAAACAUGUCGGGCCCGCGACCCGCACCACGAAAUGGAUGCCUACACUGUCACUAUCGACAACCUUGCCGAAAUGUUGAGCUGGAUCUAUAGCGGGAAGACCUCGAUAGUCAUUGCGGGCAGGUGGGCGAUCAAGCUGCCAUCCCGAUUCUUGGACCUGUUGCGCGAGUGCGAGCCUUUGGCACUCGUCAUGUUAACGCAUUAUGGCGCGCUACUACAGCAUCUGAAGCAUCGCUGGUGCUUUGAUGAGUGGUGUGUGCGGGUUACAAAAGCUGCCUGGGCAAUCUUGGACGAUCAGUGGAGACCGCUGCUUCAUUGGGCGAUGCAAGGGAUCCUCGGUGAAAACUACCUGGAGCAAAUUGAUACUUUGUGA
Messenger RNA from Penicillium cinerascens, 1230 nucleotides. Its product is annotated as Zn(II)2Cys6 transcription factor domain-containing protein. NCBI's taxonomy places the organism in Eukaryota, Fungi, Ascomycota, Eurotiomycetes, Eurotiales, Aspergillaceae. Gene Ontology annotation, biological process: regulation of transcription by RNA polymerase II. The transcript has 2 exons. The coding region runs from base 1 to 1230 and encodes 409 amino acids. Gene Ontology annotation, molecular function: DNA-binding transcription activator activity, RNA polymerase II-specific; zinc ion binding. The record is from RefSeq and is a predicted model, not a curated record.